UAACGAGACGCACGGCGCAUGCGCAACAGCAGCUCGUCAACACGUGUGGAAUCAUGCCCAAGCAGCGCAGUUCCCGGGGCUCUGCUCCCCGUCAUGCAGCGUUGGCUGACCAGAUCAUACAAGAUGGGGCGGUCAGAGUCACGAAUAGAAGCAAGAAAAGAGGGCAGGGGGACGAAGACUCGCAGGACGAGAACUAUGUGGAUGAGAAGCUGUCACGGAAGAUCCUGGAGCAGGCCCGGCUACAGCAGGAAGAACUGGAGGCCGAGCAUGGACCUGGGAGACAAGUCGCUAAGCAGAAGACAACUGUCCUCGAUUAUAAAAGUAAAGCUGAAAAUUCUGACUCGGAGGAUGAAUGGCCCACCUUAGAGAAGGCCGCUUCUAUGGAUGCAGCAACCUAUAAUGAACAUGUGGAGGUGAACCCUGAAGAUGAGGAGGCAAUUGCAAUGUUCAUGAAUAAAAACCCUCCAGUGAGACGGACUCUUGCUGACAUAAUCAUGGAUAAAAUAACAGAGAAGCAAACGGAAGUGGAAACGGUGAUGUCAGAGGUUUCUGGAAGACCAAUGCCACAGUUGGACCCUCGAGUGUUAGAAGUGUAUAAGGGAGUAAAGGAGGUUCUUUCAACCUAUCGUAGUGGCAAGCUUCCUAAAGCCUUCAAAAUAGUUCCAGCCCUAGCAAAUUGGGAACAGAUCCUGUACAUUACAGAGCCCGAGACCUGGACUGCUGCAGCCAUGUAUCAGGCCACGCGCAUCUUCUCAUCUAACUUGACAGAACGUAUGGCACAACGCUUCUACAACCUUGUUCUGCUUCCACGUGUGCGAGAUGACAUUGCUGAAUACAAGCGCCUCAAUUUCCAUCUGUACAUGGCUCUGAAAAAAGCAUUAUUCAAGCCUGGUGCCUGGUUUAAAGGAAUCCUCAUACCGCUUUGUGAGUCUGGAUCAUGCACCUUGAGAGAAGCUGUGAUUAUUGGAAGUAUUCUAACAAAAUGCUCCAUCCCUGUACUUCACUCCAGUGCUGCAAUGCUGAAGAUAGCAGAGAUGGAAUAUAAUGGAGCUAAUAGUAUUUUCCUGAGACUGUUGAUUGAUAAAAAGUAUGCUCUUCCCUUUCGAGUGCUUGAUGCCCUUGUCUUCCACUUCCUGGCUUUCCGCUCAGACCGAAGAGAGCUCCCUGUUCUGUGGCAUCAGAGUCUACUCACGCUUUGUCAGAGGUACAAGGAAGAUAUGUCAUCAGAACAAAAGGAGGCUUUACAUGAACUAUUGCGAAUCCACAACCACCCUCAAAUAUGUAAUGAGAUUCGUCGUGAGCUGAUGAACUCUAAAUCCAGAGACGUAGAGGUCACAACACCCAUGGGUAUGGACUGAACCUCAGUGUGAAGCAAGCGUGCCUGUAUGAGCUGUGCUCACAAAAGUCUUUUAUUUCAGUCUUUUGACAUGUAUUUUGCCUGUUAACCAUGUAACUGGUUAGCACCAUGUUUUCCUGCUUUUAAAGUUCUAUUUCUGCUGGCUCCUGUCCUUUAAAGUUAAGAUGGCAGGAAGCAGAUGAGAAAACGGCUUUCAUUUUAUUUUUAAACCUCUAGUUUUAUGAAGACCAAGCAACUAGAAAGUUUGAUUGAAAACCGAAUGAAGCUGCAGGAAUUGAUUACAAGUAUUAAUACUUGUUCAUGACUGAGUAAAGGAUAAAAUGCCAAAAUAUAA
Molecule: messenger RNA, 1691 nt
Organism: Rana temporaria (common frog)
Lineage: Eukaryota; Metazoa; Chordata; Amphibia; Anura; Ranidae
Gene: BYSL
Product: bystin like
Exons: 7
Coding region: 54-1358 (434 amino acids)
Biological process (GO): rRNA processing
Cellular component (GO): preribosome, small subunit precursor; nucleolus; cytoplasm
Molecular function (GO): snoRNA binding
Source: RefSeq, a predicted model, not a curated record